Phacochoerus africanus (Common warthog) is the source of this 1260-nucleotide messenger RNA. RefSeq names its product survival of motor neuron 2, centromeric (gene SMN2). Gene Ontology annotation, molecular function: RNA binding. Gene Ontology annotation, cellular component: precatalytic spliceosome; cytoplasm; nucleus. Gene Ontology annotation, biological process: regulation of alternative mRNA splicing, via spliceosome; mRNA processing. The record is from RefSeq and is a predicted model, not a curated record. Lineage: Eukaryota; Metazoa; Chordata; Mammalia; Artiodactyla; Suidae.
AUGGCGAUGGGCGGCGGUGGCGGCGGCAGCGGUGUUCCUGAGGCGGAGGACUCGGUGCUGUUCCGGCGCGGUGCAGGCCAGAGUGAUGAUUCGGACAUUUGGGAUGAUACAGCGUUGAUAAAAGCUUAUGAUAAAGCUGUGGCUUCAUUUAAGCACGCUCUAAAGAAUGGUGACAUUUCCGAAGCUUCAGAUAAACCAAAAGCCACACCUAAAAGAAAACCUCCUAAGAAGAAUAAAAGCCAAAAAAAGAAUACCACAGCCUCCUUGAAGCAGUGGAAGGUUGGUGACAGAUGUUCUGCCAUUUGGUCGGAAGAUGGCUGCAUUUACCCAGCUACCAUUGCUUCGAUUGAUUUUAAGAGAGAAACCUGUAUUGUGGUUUACACUGGAUAUGGAAAUAGAGAAGAGCAAAAUCUGUCUGAUUUACUUUCCCCCACCUCUGAAGUAGCUAAUAAUAUAGAAGAGAAUGCUCAGGAGAAUGAAAAUGAAAGUCAAAUUUCCACAGAUGAAAGUGAGAGCUCCUCCAGGUCUCCUGGAAAUAAGCCAAAUAACAUCAAGUCAAAAGCUGCUCCAUGGAACUCUUUUCUCCCUCCACCACCCCCUAUGCCAGGAGCAGGUCUUGGACCAAGAAAGCCAGGUCUAAAAUUCAACGGCCCACCACCACCACCACCGCCGCCGCCACACUUCCUGUCAUGCUGGCUGCCUCCGUUUCCUUCUGGACCACCAAUAAUUCCCCCCCCACCUCCUAUAUGUCCAGAUUCUCUGGAUGAUGCUGAUGCUUUGGGAAGUAUGUUAAUCUCUUGGUACAUGAGUGGCUAUCAUACUGGUUACUAUAUGGGUUUCAAACAAAAUCAAAAAGAAGGAAGAUGCUCACAUUUCAAUUAAGGAGUAAAUCAUACGGUGUUCUGUAAUAGGUGCAGUUCUCUCCCAAGGAGAAUGGUAUUUUGAUGUGCCCUGGUCGAUAUGAACGCAAGUUUCAUCAUUUUCUUCAUGAACACUCGGAUGGGUGCCUGUCAUCUUUAUAUGCCCCUCGUUGCAUGUGACUCUUGCUUAAAUAACCAGUUAAAUGUUUUGAGGGAAUAAUCAGUUUGAAUAACUGAACAAUGGAAAUAUGAGUAAUUAAAAGAAACUCAAGGUCACAUACAGUACAGAAAGUGAAUCUGUCAAAAUUGAGGCUUAGCAUAUUUGUAUAUUUGUAACUUUCUUAGUCUGUUAAGCUUUUAUUAAUGCCUUUAAAAUAAAUGAUAAUUUUUUUAACAUUGA